ACCCCACACACAAAUAAACAAAUAAACAAAAAAAAUGCUUUAAUCACUUAAUCUCUCUCUCUGUCUCUCUUACAAGUUCUAUUCAAUAUUUUCCCAAACUCUCACUCAAAAAAAUUGAGUUUUUUUUUUUUUUUUUUCAUUUCAUUUGGGUUCACAUUCUAUCCCUCGCUGUUUCUUUCUGACAGAAACCACCCAAUUACAAAAAAAAGAAAAAGAAAAAAAAACCGUUAUUUAUCUAUUUAAUUUAGCACAAAAAUUAUUUAAUUUUAUCUUUCAAAAAUUAUUUAUCUGUUUUUUUGACAUUUUUUAUUUAAUCAUUUUUGUGCUGCGUUUUUCACCCAUUUCUCCACUCAUCACCGUCUUAUACAUCGUGGGUUUCGUGUGUAGUGAAAAACUCAAAACCCCACUUUCAAAAACCGUUCUUUUUUCUCUCUAUAGAACAAAACCAAGAUAAAAUUUCAAUUUUUAUCAUUUUACCCAAUACCCAUUUGUUCAAUCUGCUUUAUUUUGAUCUGCAAUGGAGCAAAAUUUGAUCUUGAGAAUGGUGUUAAUGGUGGGUCUAAUGGGUUGUUUUUGUUGUUAUGUGGAAGGGCUUGGUGUUAACUGGGGAACACAAGCAACUCACAAAUUACCACCAGAAACUGUUGUUAAGAUGUUGAAGGAUAAUGGGAUUCAAAAAGUUAAGCUUUUUGAUGCUGAUGAUACAACAAUGAGUGCUUUGGCUGGUAGUGGAAUUGAAGUUAUGGUUGCAAUCCCUAAUAAUCAACUUGAAGUUAUGAAUGAUUAUAAGCGUGCUCAACAAUGGGUUAGGAAGAAUGUUACUCGUUAUAACUUUGAUGGAGGAGUUAAGAUCAAAUAUGUAGCAGUUGGGAAUGAGCCAUUUUUGACAUCCUACAACAAUUCAUUCUUGAACAUCACACUGCCUGCACUGCAGAACAUUCAAAAUGCCAUUAAUGAAGCUGGUCUUGGCGACACCGUAAAAGCAACGGUGCCCUUAAAUGCGGAUGUGUAUGAGUCUCCAAAAGAAAAUUCUCUUCCAUCUGCAGGAAUAUUUAGGCCGGAUAUCAAUGGUCUCAUGACUCAGAUGGUAGCAUUUCUCAACAAGAACGGUGCACCAUUUACCGUCAACAUUUACCCCUUCUUAAGUCUUUACGGAAAUGACAACUUUCCUUUCAAUUUUGCCUUCUUCGACGGAGUAGACAACCCGAUAAACGAUAACGGAAUCAUAUACACCAAUGUCUUUGACGCAAAUUUUGAUACAUUGGUUGCCGCUCUCAACUCAGUCGGUUUCGGCAACACACCAAUUUUGGUAGGAGAAGUAGGAUGGCCUACAGAAGGCGAUAAGAAUGCCAAUACCGGCAAUGCAUUAAGAUUCUACAAUGGCCUUCUUUCAAGGCUCGCAGCAAACAAAGGAACACCUCGUCGCCCUGGAUUCAUUGAAGUUUAUCUGUUCGGACUCAUAGACGAGGAUGCAAAGAGCAUCGCACCAGGGAACUUUGAGAGACACUGGGGAAUAUUUCGAUACGACGGUCAGCCAAAGUUUCCAAUGGAUCUUUCAGGUCAAGGUUCAAACAAACUUCUAAUAGGUGCACAAAAUGUGAAGUAUCUUGAUUCAACGUGGUGCAUGUUUAACCCUGAUGCUAAAGAUCUCAGCAAACUUGCCGAUAACAUAAACUUCGCUUGCACCUUUGGAGAUUGCACUGCACUUGGAUACGGAUCUUCUUGCAACAACCUUGAUGCUAAUGGAAAUGCUUCUUACGCAUUCAACAUGUACUACCAGACGCAGAAUCAGAAUCGUCAAGCAUGCAAUUUCGAAGGUUUAGCUAAGGUUACUACCGAUAACAUUUCAACACCUACUUGCAAUUUCCUCAUUCAGAUAGUUCCUUCUGCAGCAUCUUCUUUGAUGCCCUCAUUUGCUGUUUUGUUGUUUAUUGCUUUUUCAAUUAUUCUCUUGGCUUAGUAUUUUCUUGUACAUACAUUAGAGAGAUGGUGCUAUUUUUUAUUUAUGGUUUCAACAUUUAUUUGGCCGGAUUAUAUUUAGCUUAUUGACUCAUUAAAUAAAGAAUUUUUCAUA
Molecule: messenger RNA, 2074 nt
Organism: Trifolium pratense (red clover)
Lineage: Eukaryota; Viridiplantae; Streptophyta; Magnoliopsida; Fabales; Fabaceae
Product: glucan endo-1,3-beta-glucosidase 8-like
Exons: 2
Coding region: 518-1960 (480 amino acids)
Biological process (GO): carbohydrate metabolic process
Cellular component (GO): plasma membrane
Molecular function (GO): hydrolase activity, hydrolyzing O-glycosyl compounds
Source: RefSeq, a predicted model, not a curated record